GCCUAGAGUUUUCGUAGGUCCUGGCGAGUAAAAAAAAGUUCUUUGACACACAUAUGACAAUGACAUUUUGUUAGUGUCAUGUCGAUCUGCUGUCGAUAAAAUAUCGUAUUGAAUAAAUAGAGAGUAUUUCACAGGAUUUAAAGAUGGGAGGACACGGUCACGGACACGGACCUCCGUACACUGUGCCGAACUACAAACAGUUCAACAUCAAAGGCAUCCCUCAGCUGGAAGAGCUUGAAAAAGCUCUUGCAAAGAAAGGUCUCUGUGACCCUUGGAUCAGAAAUGAAGCCUGGAGGUACCACCCUGGAUUUGGCACUCGCUGGGCUCGUGCCAACAAGACGUUCUUCCGUGGGCUGCCGCUAGGCCUCGCCCUGGCGGUGAUCACGGUGGGCGUGAGCAAGAUGUUGGGCGGCGGCGACCACGCGCACGCGCACGACGAGCACUGACCUGUUGCGCCCUAUGCUAGUGUUUUUGUUUAAUAUAUUUCAUAUUGUUAGUGAA
This is a messenger RNA of Helicoverpa armigera (cotton bollworm), 501 nucleotides long. It is a transcript of the gene ND-B12, whose product is annotated as NADH dehydrogenase [ubiquinone] 1 beta subcomplex subunit 3. The transcript is spliced from 3 exons. Gene Ontology annotation, cellular component: mitochondrion. Gene Ontology annotation, biological process: mitochondrial respiratory chain complex I assembly; electron transport chain. Bases 144 to 446 code for a protein of 100 amino acids. The record is from RefSeq and is a predicted model, not a curated record. NCBI's taxonomy places the organism in Eukaryota, Metazoa, Arthropoda, Insecta, Lepidoptera, Noctuidae.